GGUUGUCUUCAUCUAUGGUUACAUUGAGCUGUCAGAAGCCUUGUUCUAUGGUUGUCAUUUACGGGAAACAUAGCCUAGUUUUAGUGUUAUUUAAACAUUAAGCCGAAAAAAUGCUUUUCUACUCAUUUUUCAAGUCCCUGGUGGGAAAGGACGUGGUGGUGGAGCUGAAAAACGAUCUGAGCAUCUGUGGGACGCUGCACUCAGUGGACCAGUACCUCAACAUAAAGUUGACCGAAAUUAGCGUCACCGACACGGAGAAGUAUCCUCACAUGUUGUCAGUGAAAAACUGCUUCAUCAGAGGCUCAGUUGUAAGAUAUGUGCAGCUGCCUGGGGAUGAAGUGGACACACAGCUAUUGCAAGAUGCAGCCAGGAAGGAGGCAUCUGCCCCAACGCGAUAGUGUUAAGCAUUCCAGCAUUGAUUGAGCGAAAGGAUUACGAAGGACUUAUCAAGGGGCCCACCAAAUCAUACAAAUUAAGUUUAAGUUGUUUUUGAAAUAUUUUAUUUAAAAUAUACUUAAUAAGAUCUAGGCAGUAUUAAACACUAUAUUUGGCAUAAGUCAUAGUCCAUCACAAUUAAUAAUUCGACCAGAUUUCAUCCUAAGGUAGACUUAAGGGGAAACGAAAGGUUUCGGAUAUUUAUACAUACAAUAAAUAAGUGCCAGUGUGCAAGGCA
Molecule: messenger RNA, 673 nt
Organism: Dendroctonus ponderosae (mountain pine beetle)
Lineage: Eukaryota; Metazoa; Arthropoda; Insecta; Coleoptera; Curculionidae
Product: U6 snRNA-associated Sm-like protein LSm2
Exons: 4
Coding region: 111-398 (95 amino acids)
Biological process (GO): mRNA splicing, via spliceosome
Cellular component (GO): precatalytic spliceosome; catalytic step 2 spliceosome; Lsm1-7-Pat1 complex
Molecular function (GO): RNA binding
Source: RefSeq, a predicted model, not a curated record